This is a messenger RNA of Pyricularia pennisetigena, 3606 nucleotides long. RefSeq lists its product as uncharacterized. NCBI's taxonomy places the organism in Eukaryota, Fungi, Ascomycota, Sordariomycetes, Magnaporthales, Pyriculariaceae. Gene Ontology annotation, molecular function: damaged DNA binding; deoxycytidyl transferase activity; DNA-directed DNA polymerase activity. The record is from RefSeq and is a predicted model, not a curated record. Gene Ontology annotation, cellular component: nucleus. Gene Ontology annotation, biological process: error-free translesion synthesis; error-prone translesion synthesis. The transcript has 2 exons. Bases 1 to 3606 code for a protein of 1201 amino acids.
AUGGGGGACCGCCUCGAAAAGAAUUCGGCCGCCGUGCGGAAGCGCAUCGAAGAUCACACCUUCACCGACGAGACCGGGGAAGAGUACGAUGCCAGUGCCUUUGGAGGCUUCAGCGACUACUUUAGGCGCAAAAAAAUUAAGUUGCAAAACCUUGAUGCUGAGCUGCGAGCAAACGCGUCUCCCGGCAAGCCGCAGAUCUUCAAGGGCGUCGUCGCCCACGUCAUGGGAUACACUCAGCCAUCCUUACAAGUUCUGCACAAGGAGCUGGUGCAACACGGUGCCGGAUUUCUUCAGUACCUGGACUCCAAGACAUGUGCUACACAUAUCAUCGCAUCGGCUCUGCCGCCCAAAAAGGUUGUCGACUACAACAAGUAUCGCAUGGUGAAGCCCCAGUGGGUUGUGGACUCCAUCAGUGCUGGGAAACUGCUACCAUGGACCGACUACCGCGUCUUCGACGAGGGUCCGGCGCAAAAGACGCUGAAAUUCGACAGUGGCAAGAUGUCUGCUGAGAAAAGCCAGCAGUCCAGUCUUGGAUAUAGAGAACAGACCCAAAACAGCUUCUACACAAAACAACUGCAGAAGCAAGCGGAGCUUCAUUCGACUGCUGGUUCAUCCCCUUUUCGCUUCAUGGGCACCACGAAUCAAAAUUCCACCCCCUUGGAAUCUGGUGACAGUGUUGAGUCAAAAACAAGCAAACCAGCAACCGCUGUAUAUGAUGAUCUAGACGAAAUGUCCGAGGUCCCCCAGGAACGCGCGACCACGCCGACGUCGCCAACGCCAGCCGGCAAAGAGAAUAUCAAGGAAUUCCCACGUGAGGGUUCUUUGCCGAUGGCCAAUGCUAAAAAUAAACCAAUGGCUCCUCCUGCUCCCAGACCAAAAGAUCCGGAUCAUCCGAGAGGAGAGGUAGAUGAAGCACGUGGCGAUUCAAGGGCCAUGACCUCUGAGGAGCACAAUGCAUUGCUACUAAAGGACCCCAAGAUAUGGAAAUCUUCCACAGCAAAUCCGGACUUCCUGAAGCAAUUUUACUCCGAAAGUCGUCUCCAUCAUCUUUCAACCUGGAAGGCAGAGCUCAAGUCCAAGAUGCAAAAGAUGGCUGCUGAGAAAGGUCCAGCGCAAAAGCCGAUUAAGCACAAGCAUGGGUCACGCCGCUACAUCAUGCAUGUGGACUUUGACAGCUUUUUCUGCGCCGUGUCGCUGAAAAGUGCACCGGACUACAUUGGCAAGCCUGCCGUUGUCGCUCAUGGGACUGGUACAGGCUCAGAAAUUGCUUCUUGUAAUUACCCUGCUCGAGAAUUUGGGAUCAAGAAUGGCAUGUGGAUGAAACGUGCCCUGGAACUGUGUCCCACGAUCAAGGUUUUGCCGUACGACUUUCCAGCCUAUGAGGAUGCCAGCAGGCUCUUCUACGAAGCAAUACUCGAGGUUGGUGGCAUUGUGCAGAGUGUCAGUGUUGACGAGGCACUGAUAGACAUAAGCAGCCUUGUUUUGGAGGCAGCGGCAUCAAGCGGGGUUGGCGUGGAGGAAGGCAGCGUGUGGAGAGAACAGGAGAAGGCCAACGAGCUUGCGACGAAUCUGCGGGCCGAAAUCAAACGCAGGACGGGUUGUAAUGUGUCGAUUGGCAUGGGACCGAAUAUCCUGAUGGCUAAAGUCGCACUCAGGAAAGCAAAGCCGGCCGGUCAAUAUCAGGUAAAGCCAGAAGAGGUUUUGGACAUGCUGAGUGAUUUAAAGGUUGAAGACCUACCCGGUGUUGCGUACAGUAUCAAGAACAAACUUGAAGAAGUGGGCGUCAGGUUGGUCAAGGAUGUGCGGGAGCUCUCUCGUGGAAAGCUGACCACAAUCCUAGGACCUAAGACAGGGGAAAGGCUUUGGGAGUACUCCAGGGGCAUCGACAAAGCCGAGGUCGGAGAUCAGCCUAUGCGGAAGUCAGUAUCGGCUGAAGUAAACUGGGGCAUUCGGUUCGUUAACCAACCCGAGGCCGAAGAGUUUGUCAUGAACUUGUGCAAGGAGCUGGAGAAGAGACUCCUGAACGAGGGAGUCAAGGGCAAGAGCUUUACUAUGAAGAUUAUGCGUCGCUCACUCGACUCUCCCCUGGAUCCGCCAAAGCACCUAGGCCAUGGAAAGUGCGACGUCUUCAACAAGUCAGUGGCCUUUGGAAUUGCCACCUACAGUGCUGACUUCAUCGGCAAAGAAGCUGUUUCAAUCCUGAGGAGCUACAACUUUGCGCCCGGUGAUCUCCGAGGCCUGGGCGUGCAUCUGAGUCGAUUAGAGCCCAUCAAAGGGCCUGCUGCCGGUGUACCAGAGAGCAGCCAGAAAACCUUGUCUUUUGGGGCAUUUACGAGAGCUUCAAAUAGUAAGAAGUCGAAGCAGGAAACUAUUGAAGAUGACGGCAGGAUUGGCGGUAGGAGAUCUUCCUCAGGCCACGAGAUGCAAGACGAUCCCAUCUCGGUAGACCCGUUGACGCCUCGGAAGCCAAAAGCGAGCCCAAUGCACCCUGCAGUUGCGCUUACUAUGGCAAGAGAGGCUGACACUCAGGCCAGAACGCCAUUGAAUGUCUACGGGACGCAGUUCAUCCUACCUACACAACCUGACCCUGAGGUCAUGGCCGCAUUGCCUCACGAUAUCCGCACGAAGCUGAUGGCGCAGCAGAAGCGAGCCGCUCCACCGGGUGCAAGGGAAGGAUCGCCUGCUUCAAGGCCCAGGUCGAGAAUACCAAGUCCUGCAUUGCGAGAUGACACGAUCCCUUCUGACAUAGAUCCGGAGGUGUUUGCAGGUUUGCCUGAAGAUAUGAAGGCGGAGGUUCUUGCAUCAUAUGGUCGGAGAAGCGGUGGUGGCGGACAAUCAGUGUUGCCCCAAUCUCCUCGCAAGGACAGAGUGAUCAACAGGCCACGUCCACGCACGACCCCAACGAAACGUGGCGGCAUACGAGGGAUGCUUGGCCGGGCGCGCGAACGACAACAUGAUGCCGAGGUCGGAUUGCAACAAACAAACCUAUUCACGGGACCGAGACGACAUGUAGAGGAGGCAAUAAAUGCAGCAGAGUCAGCAGCGCAAACAGGACAUAACAUUGUCACAGAGCCCGAGGAAGUGCUUGACCAGGAGGUCCUGGCCGCAUUACCUUUGGAAGUCCGGAGGGAGAUCAUGGCUGAACAGCGCCGCCGCCGAUUGGCUCAGCAGGGUAGCCUAGAUGUGCAGGCACCACCGCUGCGGCGGCGCGAGGCGGUGAGAUCCGAGGGUGUGGUUGAUUCGCAGACGAGACUGCAAUUCCCCAACAAGCCGGCACGGGCAUCGUUUACCAAGCAAAACCUCACUUCGCUGCCGAGAAUCAAAGACAUGCUGCAGCUCUGGCACCGGGAUACGGUUCGCACCGGACCACAUCUACGGGACACAGAGGUGCUCGAGACAUACCUACGGAAGGUCAUACGCGAGGAGCGAAAUCUGGAGAAGGCACAGGUACUUGUUGCAUGGCUGGACUGGUUGGUGGAAGAGCAGCAGGACGGGGACAGCGCAGGGAAAGGCAAGAAACAAUGGCAAGCUGCCGUUGAGCGUAUCAAGGGUGUUGUACAAGGAGCUCUGGCAGAGAGAGGGCUGGGACCUAUGGACUUGAGUUGA